AUGAUUGCUCAAGAAGAGAUUGUUUAUGCGCUUUACGAGCAUGAACAAGAACAACUGAAAAGUGAGCCAGCGCAAAAGAACAGCCAAAGAAAAGUGGCCAGUAAAGAUAAAAAUCCAUCUGAUAACCCGCAAUCUGCUUACAAGAUACAAAUUGCCUGGAAAAGCGUUGCCCGACUGAUUGUCCUUCACGCAUUUGCCCUUUACGGACUGACUCAGCUCGGGCGUGUCAGCACGGCCACAAUUCUCUUCACCAUUGUCCUCAUGCUUUUCACCAGUAUGGGCGUGCAAGUUGGCGUUCACCGUUUAUGGUCUCACCGAUCAUUCAAAGCCAACUUUGGCGUCCGUUUGUUUCUUGCCUUUUGCCAGACUCUGUCGCUGCAAAAUGACAUUUACGAAUGGGCGCGAGAUCAUCGAGCUCAUCACAAGUUUUCAGAAACGGACGCCGAUCCGCACAACUCAAAACGAGGUUUUUUCUUCAGUCAUGUGGGCUGGCUGAUGGUGAAGAAGCACCCUGAGGUGUUCCGACGCGGCAAAACCGUCGACAUGAGUGACCUGCUGGCCGACCCGAUUGUCCGCUUUCAGCGGCGUUUCUACCUGCCGCUGGUGUUGCUCAUUUGGGGCUUUCUGCCCACUGUCAUUCCCGUCUACUUUUGGGGCGAGUCACUUUGGCGGUCUUUUCUGGUGUGCUUGGCGUUGCGCUACGCCUACUCACUCAACAGUACCUGGCUAGUAAAUAGCUGGUGCCAUAUGUACGGCAGUCGACCUUAUGAUAAGGGAAUCGCCCCCGUGGAGGCCUCUAUCAGGCACGUUAUUCUGGGAGAAGGUUUCCACAACUACCAUCACGCAUUUCCCUGGGACUACUCGGCCAGUGAGCUAGGACCGUCAGACGUUUUUAACUUGUCAACUGCAGUAAUUGACUUUUUUGCUUUGUUUGGUUGGGUUUGGGACCGAAAGAAGGUAAACUCAAAGAUGGUGGCAGCAAAGAUGGUUUCAAAAGGAGACCCAAAAGCUAAAGGGCUGUAUCAAGAGCAGAAAA
Messenger RNA from Rhagoletis zephyria (snowberry fruit fly), 1036 nucleotides. Lineage: Eukaryota; Metazoa; Arthropoda; Insecta; Diptera; Tephritidae. The record is from RefSeq and is a predicted model, not a curated record.